Molecule: messenger RNA, 1224 nt
Organism: Cryptococcus amylolentus CBS 6039
Lineage: Eukaryota; Fungi; Basidiomycota; Tremellomycetes; Tremellales; Cryptococcaceae
Exons: 7
Coding region: 1-1224 (407 amino acids)
Molecular function (GO): glutaminyl-peptide cyclotransferase activity; zinc ion binding
Source: RefSeq, a predicted model, not a curated record
AUGAUCCUGUUACACUCCCCACCUCUCCUCUCCAUCCUCCUGCUCCUCCUCCUCUCCAUCGCUGUCUUUGCCGAUACUCUUCCGCGCAACCCUCUUCGCGCCCGAUCUCUCCAUACUCUUUCAGCCUCAGAGGUCCAGCGGAUUACCGAAUUAGAUCCCCCAGAGUGGGACAGCGUGAGCGAAGGGCACUUGGGGAAAUUAUUGAUACCUAGAGCUUCUGGGUCAACGAACAACACACUUGUACAAGAAUACAUAUCCUCUGUUCUCACGAGACUCGGCUGGCACGAGGAAAAAACACCAUUUACAUGGGGAACGCCUAUCGGAGACGUAGACUUUACGAAUCUGGUAUACACUUUCAAUCCUGACGCACCUCGCAAGGUCGUUCUGGCAGCUCAUUUCGACUCAAAAUGGUUUCCUGAUUACCCCGCAAACCAGUUCAUAGGAGCAACCGACUCGGCAGCUCCCUGUGCAAUGCUUCUGUCUCUUGCCGAAUUCCUCACACCCCUCUUGUCUGCCCGCACGUCCCGCAUAUCUUCCCUUCAACCCCUCUCCCGGCCUUCCGAUCCAUCCUUCGACGAGGAAGAAGCCGCCGAGACCACCGUCCAGCUCAUCUUCUUUGACGGCGAGGAAGCUUUCCACGACUGGACGGAUACAGACUCCAUCUACGGAGCGCGAUUCUUGGCUCAAGAUUGGGCCGAGACUUUUUUGCCUCCUGAGCACCCUUUAUCACGCAGGAGGCUGAAUCCUGCGCCCACGACUCUUCAAACGAUCGACCACCUUAUUCUACUAGAUUUGCUUGGACAUCCCGAGACUACAUUGAGGAGUUACUAUCGAGAGACUGAUUGGCUCUUUGAUGGAAUGGCGGCGGUCGAUAAACGGCUUAGGGAGGCAGGGCUGGUAGAGGUCGAGGUUGUAGAGAAGUUCAAGGGGAGGAAAGGGGAGUGGUUUAUCAAGCAGAGAGGGUGGCCUGGAGCCAUCGGAGAUGACCACGUUCCUUUCGUGGACAGAGGUGUCAGUGUGCUGCACUUGAUAUCCGCGCCUUUUCCACCCGUUUGGCAUACCCUAGCAGACGACGCUUCUGCUUUGUCUUUACCUGCCCUGCGCAGAUGGAACAGGUUACUGAGAGUGUUCAUGUGCGAAUAUCUACAACUCAGUCCGGACGAUUCGACCCCGGAUGACGGAGAGGGGUCAAAUAGGGCGAGGGACGAUCUUGUGGGUUCCUGA